CAAAGUUGCAACUCUGGAAGAAAGCAUAAACUUUCAGCCAACUUCUGACAUUGAAUGGAAUAGCCAAUCAUAGAGCUUUGAUUUUCAACAAUUGAGGGAGUAAGAGGCUAAAUAAUUUUUCGGAAGUGCUUCGCCUCGGCCAGCUUUGCUUCCGCGACGGAUCCGCCACUUUUCUGUGCUUGUCCGGCUCUUCUCUCCACCUUCACUUUUACUACCGUGGAUAACAAUUGCUCAUCGAAACACACUAUUGAAUACCCUUGAACGUUUCUGGAACGACAAUGUCUUUCUCAAGUCUCGUUCAAGAUCUCUCAUUCAGAGAUACCCCACCAAGCAACGCCAGUGAGCAACGCAGACAGAUGGCUCGAGGUGCAUCCUCUGCGUCGACCAACGACGAUACCAGAUCCCAUGUCUCAAGAGCCAGAUCUUAUGCUAGCACUUCGGCGACAAGUGUCAGCAUUUCCGGUGACAUUUCGAGUCAACUUCACGGAGGUUACUCCCACCCUUUAGCUAGAUCAUGGCAAGCCGAGAGACAAUUGACAAAGUCUAUGCUUAUUCUACCCCUCUUUAUUACCGACAACGACGAUGAAGAAACCCUAAUUCCCUCUCUUCCGGGCCAAUACCGCCGUGGCAUCAACAAGCUUGUUCCUUUCCUCGAACCUCUGAUCCGCAAAGGACUUCGAUCAGUCAUCCUUUUCGGUGUUCCCCUCGCUCCAGGAGUCAAGGAUGCUCUAGGCACUGCUGCUGAUGACCCAAAAGGCCCCGUCAUCGCCAGCAUCCGGCUCCUAAGACAACGAUUCCCACAACUCUUUAUCUCUGCAGACGUCUGCCUUUGCGAAUAUACAUCUCAUGGACACUGUGGCAUUCUACGUGAUGAUGGAAGCCUGAACAAUGAGCUCUCUGUGGACCGAAUUUCAGACGUUGCCAUGGCUUACGCUCAAGCCGGUGCACACUGCGUUGCUCCUUCAGACAUGAACGAUGGCCGUAUCCGAGCAAUCAAGCUGAAGAUGAUUGAAGAAGGCAUUGCACACAGAGUUGUCCUUAUGUCAUACGCUGCGAAGUUCUCUGGAUGUCUCUACGGACCCUUCCGUGAUGCUGCCGGAUCCGUACCAUCAUUUGGAGACCGCAAAUGCUACCAAUUGCCACCAGGAGGUCGAGGUCUUGCCCGCCGAGCUAUUGAAAGAGACAUCAGUGAAGGCGCUGAUAUCAUCAUGGUUAAGCCUGCUAGUCAAUAUCUUGACAUUAUCAGUGACGCCAAGGAGAUUGGCAAAAAUAUGCCAAUCGCAGCAUAUCAAGUCAGUGGAGAAUUUGCAAUGAUCCACGCAGGAGCAAAAGCUGGAGUUUUUGAUUUGAAGACAAUGGCAUUUGAGGCUACGGAAGGUAUUUUGAGGGCUGGUGCGACUAUUGUAGUCAGCUACUUCACACCCGACUUCCUUGACUGGCUAGAGUCAUAGUUUCAUUGCAGGUUGAUGAGUGUCCAUGGC
Mollisia scopiformis is the source of this 1481-nucleotide messenger RNA. RefSeq names its product tetrapyrrole biosynthesis, porphobilinogen synthase. The record is from RefSeq and is a predicted model, not a curated record. Gene Ontology annotation, biological process: heme biosynthetic process. The transcript is spliced from 2 exons. Gene Ontology annotation, cellular component: cytosol. NCBI's taxonomy places the organism in Eukaryota, Fungi, Ascomycota, Leotiomycetes, Helotiales, Mollisiaceae. The coding region runs from base 279 to 1451 and encodes 390 amino acids. Gene Ontology annotation, molecular function: zinc ion binding; porphobilinogen synthase activity.